AUGUUGUCUCUCCCAAAGGAACCUGCAGCUGUUCCUGUGUCCAGUGGAGGUAAACAGGCUGCCAGCAAAACCAGCGUUACUUAUGGAAGGAGCAACAGCCUGGGCACCAGAGAUCCAGAGCAUGCAGUCAAACAAGGACCAACUGCAGCAAAGAAACUGCUGUCUUAUUCGGAGGAGCAGCUCAGCUUCCAGACUCAGCCGAGGGCCCGGAGAGAGCUGAACACCCCGAGCCCAGCAGCAGCGACUGUGCAGAGGAAACACAGGAGCAGCAGAAACACCAGGAUUCCAGCCUGCAGCCGGAGGCAGAGCAGCGUUCUGCUGAUGGAAGCUCUGCAUCGCUUGCUAUCUCCUCCUCUCAUCUGGCCUCCCCCAUCUCACCCUCCGCUCCGUCUCCCAUCAAUCCUCCUGGGCAGGUGGUGGAAGCUGGAGCAAACACAGAGGGAACUCUCUCGACUGCGGCAGUUAAACAGGAAUCAGCGGGAUGAGGUGCAACAAGAGAGAGCGAGGCAUGCAAGUGAAAUGAACGACCUCCUCUCAAACUCCAACUCGUCUUCAGAACAAGCUUUGGUUUUACAGCGUCUUCAUAAGAUGAACCACGACCUGCGCCUUGAGCUGGAGGAUCAGAAGAGCAGCUUUGAAGAAACAAGAGAAGUAGAACUACGGCGAAGGGUGGACCUCUUAGCUCAACAAGCUCAGAUACUGGUCACGGGCGAUGCCACUGCCCUCGCUCAGGCCCGCCUGGAGCAGGACCGGCAGAAGUUCAUGGAGCAGCGGCAGGAGUGGGAGCGCUGCAGGGCCUCGCUGAAGUCCCAGCUGAGUGCCAGUGAGGGACAGAGGAAGGAGGCCGUGUCGCGCUCCACACAGCUGCAGCAGGAGUUGCAGAGUUACCACAGUCUGGAGCAGGAGGCUCAGCGCCUACACAAACAUCUCCAAGAGGUGACCACUCAACUUCAGGCCAAUGAGGAGGCGCAGGCUCAGAAAGAGGCUCGCCUGCAGGAGCACCUCAUGCUCCUUCAAGCCAGUCAGGACCGAGAGCGCAGGAGCUUAGCCUCAAGCCUGGCGCAGGCAGAGCAACUCACGCAGGAACUCCAGCGGAGACUGGACAUGUCUGAGCUGGAGGUGGACAGCCUGAAUAAGACUCAGACGUGGACCAGGGACAUCGAGGAGGCUCAACAGCAGCUUCAGGAGGAGCUGGCGUGCACGGUGUCUGUGGUGCAGAAACUCCAAGAUGAGAGGGGGCAUCUAGACCGGUGCUGUCAGGAGCUGCAGAGCCAGCUGGGCGAGGCGGACGGAGAGGUGAGCCGGCUGCAGAGCCGCUUGAAGACAGACGAGACGCACUACUACAAUCUGGAGCACUCGUUCGAGAGAGUUAGCGAGGAACUGCAGCUGGCGUUAGGGAAGGAGCGGCAAAGGGAGUCUGAACUCCAGGAGAUACGAGAAGGCUACGAGAGACUCCUGGACAGGAAGGAGCAAGAGCUGACUGAAGUGUUGCUGAAGAUGGAAGUCUUAGGGAACAGCCUGGAGGAGACAGAAGUGAGGCUGAAUGAGAAGUUGAAGGUAUGUAGCUGCGGCUCUCCUCAGAAUGACCGCAGGCCCAACGUUGAUCACGCAGGAGAUGACCCGGAAAGCUUUAUGUCUGAUCCAGGUCCUGGAAACCAAGCUUUAUUUGACAGAGGAGAAGCUAAGGGAGAUCAUGCAAAGAAUGGAGGAGCACCAGAGUCACAUCGGCUGCCAGGACCCCCACCUCUGCUCUCAGCUGACUCAGAGCCGAGCCACCGCUCAGCACCUCAGUCUGCAGCUGCACAGCCAGGCCAAGCAGAGCCGGCGCUUCGCCCAGGAGGCGGAGGGGCGCUGCAGGGUGUUGUCCGGCAGGUUUCAGAUCGCACUGAACAUCGUACAGGCCUGCAGAGGGAGGCUUCAAGCCGCUCCGGUUAACAUCACAGACUUCGACAAGCAACUCGCCGCAGCUGCUUCCUGCAUUCAGCAA
Molecule: messenger RNA, 1987 nt
Organism: Gymnodraco acuticeps
Lineage: Eukaryota; Metazoa; Chordata; Actinopteri; Perciformes; Bathydraconidae
Product: cingulin-like protein 1
Exons: 5
Coding region: 1-1935 (644 amino acids)
Source: RefSeq, a predicted model, not a curated record